Molecule: messenger RNA, 939 nt
Organism: Spirometra erinaceieuropaei
Lineage: Eukaryota; Metazoa; Platyhelminthes; Cestoda; Diphyllobothriidea; Diphyllobothriidae
Source: the annotation of a GenBank genome assembly
AUGGUUCUGACGGAGUUGCUGAGGCUAAAGGAAUCCAAAUCACCAGGUCCCGAUGAGAUUCCAGCGAAGAUUUUAAAGGAACUCGCCGGUGAGUUGUCUAAACCACCCUCCAUGCUUUUCCAUACAUCCUUCGAGACCGGAUAUCUGCCACCCGACUGGAAGUCGGCGUGGAUUACGCCGCUGUACAAGGGCGGAAGUCGGGUGUCUGCGAACAAUUACAGACCGGUCAGCCUCACCUCCAUUUGCUGUAAGAUUAUGGAGAAGAUAAUAAAGCAACAACUAAUGCAGGUCCUUGAACAAAACCAUUUGCUUUCCGAUUCUCAGCAUGGAUUCCGAAAAGGCAGAUCCUGUGUGACAAACCUGCUCUACUGUCUGGAACACUGGACUAGGGCUGUUGAUAGAGGAGAUAUGGUGCAUGCCAUCUAUAUCGACUUUAAAAAGGCCUUCGAUAGUGUGCCUCACCACCGCCUUCUAUACAAACUUAGACGUGCAGGAGUGCGGGGUAAGCUUCUGAUGUGGAUUCGGAGCUUUUUAAUCGGCCGCUCUCAAGCCGUCCACGCCGGUGACCAAGAAUCUGCCGAGGUUGCCGUUAAGAGUGGUGUUCCCCAAGGCUAUGUUCUUGGCCCUACGCUGUUCCUCGUAUACGUCAAUGACUGCGCAAACGAACUGAAUUUCGAUGUCGCAAUGUUUGCCGAUGACAUAAAGAUCUGGAGUACCAUACGAAGCGAAGUUGACGAGGCGCGACUGCAGACAAGUCUGGACCACCUCGAGCAAUGGUCGAAAGACUGGCUUCUACCGUUCAACGUAAACAAGUGUACUUUCCUACGCGUCGGCAGAACCAGUUCUCCUAACCACACGGUCUACCGUCUGACUGGCAAACCACUGCAAGAAGUCGACGCCCAGAAGGACUUGGGUGUAUGGAUCACAACCUCGCUUUAG